ACAUUUUAGUUCUAUGCCGUCUUAUGCGUCGUAUGAAUUACCUUCUGAACCCUCAGAAUAUCCCUGUCGUAAUGGAUGCUAAAGUUCAUCUGACUGUAUUUUACCCUACUAGAUCUCACCGGUGCAUUCAGUUAUAACUCGGUGCAUGCAGUAACCUCCUCCUUGUUGAUGGAUUAAAACCAAUUCAUUCAGUUAUAUAACGUUGAAGCAUUAUGAAACUAGUCCAUUUUGUUGUUUCUUUCCAGACAAUAUGGAGUUUUAGUGGACCCAUAUUUUUUGAGUGAUGUCACAAUUGAAUAUGGUUGAGAUGUGGGUAUGCACUAGGAAUUUGGCCACCGGAUAGUUAAAAGACUCGCAUGAAGUAGAUAAAGUUAUGACACAGUUGAGUAAUGCCACAGUGAUAGAGCUUUUAAUCUGUUAGUGGCAAUGCUUUGCGGUCAUGUUGAUGCACUUUUGAUGUCCUCGUUUCGUGUUUCUUGGUAAAUUUUUCGUGGCCAACCAGCUGAAAAAACACAAGGCUGAUGAGACAUUCAAAAUGCUUCAUUUUAUGCUCUUUGGUAUCUCAAUUUCAUUUGCGAUCCAUAUUCAGCUUUUGAGUUUUGAUUAGAAACUUCUGGGUGCAUAUUGCAUUUGUGCUCUGAAGAAUGUAGUUCUUUCUGUAUUUUAGACAGAAAAAUGCGAACUUUUUGGGCAUUCAAGAUUAACCUUUCCAAAUUCUCCGUGGCAUGAGAGAUCCUUUGAAAGGCUAGGUAUUUAAUCUUUGUUUAGGUGUCUGUUGUUCUUUUCUAGUUCCAAUUCUGGGGGAAGUUGAUUUUAACUCGGCAAGUCCAGAAACAUUUUAGGUCUAUGCCUGUCUUGUACGCACCAUAGUUAGUAUGACUUCCGUUUCGAAGUGGUGUUAUUUCUGCUUGUGUAAUUUGGGAAGUUUUUGUACUAUGAAUUACCUUCUGACCCCUCAGAAUUUCCCUUUCGUAUAGGACGUUAAAGUUCACCUGACAGUAUAUUAUCCUAGUAGAUCUCACUGAUGCAUUCAGUAACUCCUCCUUGUUGAUGGCUUAAAACUAUUUCAUUUCGUUAUGUAGUUAAAGAAUUAAAUGUAGAUAAAGAGCCAUACAGGUCGCGGGGAUGACUGCAACUUGAUAACCUCUCAGAUAUGCCAGCAGUAUCAUUUGUACCUUUCCAUUCUUUCCUCCACAAUCAUCAGAGAGGUCGUUUUGAGUCAACAUUGUAGUGAAGUUCCCAUUUGGUGCUUGGAAGGUGGGACCAGUCCUACAGUCAAUUCCCUGUUGACUAGUCUAAAACAUCACAUUUAGCCAAGAAGUCCUUUUCUUUGUUUGGUAGAAAAUUCAACUCAUGAGUAAUUCAUUUGACCGAAACACAUGGUCUAGAAUAAUCUAAGUUGAGCUAUGAUAAUUAAUGAGUUAUAUGUUGCUGAUCUUUUAUCAUCAAUUCAAGAACUUCAUAAUGGCACCACCUUCUAAAUUUAGCAUCAUCUUUUUCUUGAUCUUAAUGUUCCACACCUAUGUUUGUAUUGCACAGGAGAAUAAUCUGGAAAGAUACGAGAAAUGUCAAAGAAAGUUUGUGUGUGGAGAUAGUGUAGACGUAGGCUAUCCAUUUUGGGGACGCCAUUAUAGUAUCGGUGAUAAGUCUCGGCCUGAAUACUGCGGGCUUUUAAAUUAUAGGCUGGAUUGUUUAGAUGGGGAUGUAGCACAAAUAGUAAUUUCAGGAGAAUCAUAUCGUGUCUUAGAGAUUAAUACAGAAACCAAAGUUAUGAAUAUUACAAAUACUGCUUUUGUGGGUUAUGAAUCUUAUGGUGCUUGCCCAUUUGAAUAUCCGAUCCCAAAUUUUGAUUCGGUCGAUUUCAAAUUGGCUCAAGAUGUUGAUCAGCUGACUCUUUACUCUGAUUGUGUUAAAAUUCCAGAUCAGCUUACCUUUCGGUUCAAGUGUCUAAUUUACGGUUCACCUACAAGAGAUGCUUACUUUUGGUUCGACAUGGCUCCUGGUGUUCCUCCAGAUUUCUCAUCCUGCAACAAAACUGUGAAAACUCCAGUUAUGCUUACAGCUCUAAGAGAUCUUACCACUAACCCGGAAAUACUCCCUGCAGUUAUAAAGCAGGGCUUCAACGUGACUUAUUUUAAUGCUGAAAGUGAUAUUGGCAUCGGCAUGUGUUUACGUUGCAGAAAUUCUGGUGGAACAUGCGGAUCCAACACUACAGAAAAGAUCCCAACCUGUUUUUGUCCAGAUGGAAGCAUUAGAGAUGCAUGUCUCAAUCCACCUUCUGUAACGUCUCCUGCUGCCAAGUUUAAGAAAUUGAAGAAAAUUUCAAUAGGUGUAGUCGGUGCAUUUGGUGCUCUUGGAAUCAUACUAUCUAUUCCCAUAAUGAUAUAUUUCCUGAGAAAGAAGCAUUCAUCACGUGAUGGUUUGGAGGCUUUCUUUAAAACCCAUGGGUCCUUAGCUCCAAAGAGAUACAGUUUCAAAGAUGUCAAGAAAAUGACUAAUUCCUUUAAAGAGAAACUUGGCCAAGGAGGCUAUGGUUCUGUCUUCAAAGGUAAGCUUCAUGAUGGUCGUCUGGUUGCAGUAAAGGUAUUAUUCAGAAAUAUGAAAACUAAGAACGCCGGUUUAGAAUUCUUCAAUGAGGUUGCAAGCAUUAGUAGGACUUCCCAUGUUAACAUUGUUGCUCUACUUGGUUUUUGUUUUGAUAAGCGAAACAAAAGAGCUCUUAUCUACGAAUUUAUGCCUAAUGGUUCUCUUGAAAAAUUUAUCUUUGGUGAAAAAUUGGCCAUAUCAGAAGAAGAUCUUGUCUUUGGAUGGGAAACAUUUUAUCGAGUUGCAAUUGAAAUUGCUCGUGGACUUGAGUACUUACACCGUGGUUGUACAACGAGAAUUGUACAUUUCGACAUAAAACCUCAUAACAUUCUCCUGGACAAGGACUUUCAUGCUAAAAUAUCAGAUUUUGGACUAGCCAAGCUUUGUUUAGAAAAAGAGAGCAUCAUAUCUAUGUCUAGAGCAAGAGGAACUGCUGGUUACAUUGCUCCAGAAGUAUUCAAUAGGAACUUUGGGGGUAUUUCUAACAAGUCAGAUGUGUAUAGUUAUGGAAUGAUGAUACUAGAAAUGGUUGGGGGCAGAAAGAACAUUGAUGUGAAUGUGGGAAUAGACCAUCUUUCCCAACUAUAUUUUCCACAUCGUAUCUAUGAUCGUAUCAAGCUAAACCAGGAUCUUGGGUUGCAUGGGAUUAUGACCGAUGAAAGAGAACAGGCUGCCAAGAAGAUGAUUAUUGUGGGUUUAUGGUGCAUACAGACGAAUCCAUUAAGUCGGCCUUCGAUGAGUAAAGUGUUGGAAAUGUUGGAAGGAAGCCUGGAAACCUUGGAGAUUCCACCAAAACCGUUUUUGUCGUCUCCCCCAAGAUCACUCCAGCCAUCAACUUCUUCUUCAACCAGCGCUUCAUCUCCCCCAAGAUCACUCCAGCCAUCAGCUUCUUCUUCAGUCACCGCUCAGUGUCAGACAUCAUAACAUGGAAUUACGGGCAUAAUUCUUGUAAGCAUAAUAGAAAUUACAGUAUGUGUAAAAUAAAUAUGCAGAUGCAUUUCAAUGUACUUCAUGGCUUCAUGAUCAAUAUAUGAGCUAGGCAUAAUUGGGUUACAUUGUCGGUUAAACUGUUUAGCUCGAUUAUGCUGAUUCACA
Molecule: messenger RNA, 3681 nt
Organism: Papaver somniferum (opium poppy)
Lineage: Eukaryota; Viridiplantae; Streptophyta; Magnoliopsida; Ranunculales; Papaveraceae
Product: LEAF RUST 10 DISEASE-RESISTANCE LOCUS RECEPTOR-LIKE PROTEIN KINASE-like 2.4
Exons: 3
Coding region: 1417-3510 (697 amino acids)
Biological process (GO): protein phosphorylation
Molecular function (GO): polysaccharide binding; protein kinase activity; ATP binding
Source: RefSeq, a predicted model, not a curated record